Odobenus rosmarus divergens (Pacific walrus) is the source of this 1202-nucleotide messenger RNA. It is a transcript of the gene IZUMO1, whose product is annotated as izumo sperm-egg fusion 1. Gene Ontology annotation, cellular component: plasma membrane; acrosomal membrane. The transcript is spliced from 8 exons. The coding region runs from base 255 to 1202 and encodes 315 amino acids. NCBI's taxonomy places the organism in Eukaryota, Metazoa, Chordata, Mammalia, Carnivora, Odobenidae. Gene Ontology annotation, molecular function: protein binding involved in heterotypic cell-cell adhesion; signaling receptor binding. The record is from RefSeq and is a predicted model, not a curated record. Gene Ontology annotation, biological process: heterotypic cell-cell adhesion; fusion of sperm to egg plasma membrane involved in single fertilization; sperm-egg recognition.
CUCAGCCUGGAUUCGGCUCUUCAGCGGACCCUAGUAUUUGAGGGUACAACAUUCAAGGUCAAGGUCGGGCAGCGGCUGUUGCGGGCGCAUCGGGUCUCCGGACACCUCGGUUUCCUAACCGAGAAGUGUGCGUCCUGCAAAUUGGGGGGCUUAGUGUCGGGGAAGGGUUUCUCUCCGCUUAGCGUGAACGUUUGGGGCGAAAGGACCCCUUCCCCUUCCCCCUCCCCCUGUGCGGACUGAGCGCUCUGGCCGCAAUGGGUCCGCAACUUCCCCUCCUGGUGGCGGCGCUGGCCGGCUGCCUGCUUCCUGCCCGGGGCUGUAUCCUAUGUGCUGCAAAGGUCGUGGAGGCGCUAAAAUCCUUGGAGACGGAUUACCUGCCUGGCCAUCUGGCGGCCGAUCGUCGCCAAAGCUUUAUGCAAAGGGUAAAACAAACCGUGAUGGAUUUCAAGGACCUGCCAAUUGAAGAGGAUUCCUAUAUGGGGGUUGUCGAUAAGCCCACACUGGAAAAGGCAUCCUGGAGUUUCCUGAAGGAUUUGAAACGUAUCACAGACAGUAAUGUAAAAGGUGAACUUUUCGUGAAGGAGCUGUACUGGAUGUUGCACCUGCAAAAGGAUAUGUUUGCCCGCUUUGCAGCUCAGUUCCAAAAAGAGGCUUUUUGUCCCAACAAAUGUGGUAUGAUGUUGCAGAGUCUGAUCUGGUGCAAUACCUGCCAGAAGCAGGUUCACACUUGUCGAAAGAACUCUGAUUGCGGGGUGCGCCCAGUCAUAGUCCAUGAAAUGGAAGACUUGAUCCUGAACUGUGAGCUCAACUGGCAUCGACUCUCUCAAGGCCUGACCGAUUACAACUUUUUCAGGGUUUGGGGGAGAGAUUCUGAGACCUUGCUGUACAAGGGGAAAAAUCCCACCCUGAUCAAGACCGCGGUGACUGCAGAGGAUGCAGGUGUCUACCGCUGCAGUUUGGACAGUGUGCGAUCCAUCCCAGCCACGAUCAUCUUAUAUGAAGUCAAAGUGCUGCCCAAAAGGAUCUCUGAAGAGCUACCGUCAAACAUCAGCCAGGGUGGGGAGGCCCCAGGUCAGGGGGAUUCAAGCAUCCAGCCUACGCCGACGCAGUGUCCGAAGUCUGAGAACGUGCUGAGAGGCCGUCUGAUAGGACUGCUGAUCUGGGGCUUUGUGGUGCUGAUAAUCGGCUUUACGACCGCGUGA